Pomacea canaliculata is the source of this 2370-nucleotide messenger RNA. Its product is annotated as myomodulin neuropeptides 1-like. The transcript has 2 exons. The coding region runs from base 372 to 1370 and encodes 332 amino acids. The record is from RefSeq and is a predicted model, not a curated record. Lineage: Eukaryota; Metazoa; Mollusca; Gastropoda; Architaenioglossa; Ampullariidae.
CCACGCCGGCCUCUUCAAACGUCGACACGGCCCCGUGCAAGGGUAAAGAAGGCGGAGCACCGAGCUUUGACGGGCACUCGCAGCACCACCACGCACCCGGUGCGCUCCACCCGUCAGGGGCCCGCACAACCAGACCGCGAGCACCGCGCCACACACGGCACUAAAGCUGCUUCUACCCUCAGAAGGCGGACGGACAGCGUGUCUGUCCCCCCUACCCACACCCAACUGCUACCACCACCCACACCACAGCAACUACAUCACGACCCGCCAACGUCCUUCCUAGCAGAAGUCAGAGCCGUCAGACCAGCGGUGUGGUUCCCCCCUUACACACUAACACCCCGCACACGCCGGCAAGUCCUCGGAGCCGCAAGAUGUCCAGGUUUUCUCUACUAGUGGCCACUGUCCUCCUCCUGCUGUCAGUCUUCGACCACGCAAAAGCUGAAGAAGUCGUGAAUGGCGCCAACUCGGAAGGUGCAUCCCCUGCGGCCGAGACCUCGAGGGUAAAGCGAAGUGGCAUCAACAUGUUGCGACUGGGCCGCGGGCUACAGAUGCUACGACUGGGCAAGCGAGCCCUCGACCUCUCACCGGAAGAACUGAACGCCCUCGAAGAGGUGCUGCUCGCCCUCGAGAAGGAGGCGAGCAGCGACCUCGCGGCUGAAGACCUUGCAGAGGAGGAGUCACACUUCCGGUACCGGAGGUCAGCUGAUUCAGAGCCCCCCAGUAAGGAGGCGGUGCCUGACGCCCCACCCGUCCCCGACAGUGACGUCAAGCCCCAAUCAGAAGAAGGGUCAUUGUCCUACUUGGAGGAACCUUCCUAUACCGACGACCUUCUGUAUCCCGACGGGUUGGACUGGAACGGCGACGAUGACUUCACGGGAGCUGCCGAGAAUGGAGAAGGUCAAGGGGAAGACGACCUGUCGGUUAACAAGAGGCAGAUCAGGAUGCUGCGACUCGGUAAGCGACCAAUGAACAUGCUCAGGCUGGGCAAGCGACCAAUGAACAUGCUUAGGCUUGGAAAGCGACCAAUGAACAUGCUCAGACUGGGCAAGAGAGACAACGGCGAUGAAGAAGAGGAUCUGAUACCCGACGAAGAGGAUCAGUUCGAUGCCGAAAAGCGACCAAUGAACAUGCUUCGCCUCGGAAAACGUCCAAUGAACAUGCUCCGUCUCGGAAAGCGCCCGAUGAACAUGCUGCGUCUGGGGAAGAGGCCAAUGAACAUGCUCAGACUGGGGAAACGACCAAUGAACAUGCUUCGCCUGGGCAAGCGACCAAUGAACAUGCUCCGAUUGGGAAAGCGACCUAUGAACAUGCUGCGGCUUGGAAAACGUCCAAUGAACAUGCUGAGGUUAGGAAAGAGAGACUCAGCAUAAAUGGAGUAGUGAUCCAGAAUACACCUGUAUUCUCAGCCAGAGAGGUAUUCGACUGAUCACUACCGGCAAUCCCCUAUAGUGAGAGAGCGAAGCUAACGCCACCUGGACUGUACCAUGUUCUUUAUCCGAGUCUUUCCUGAUGGCAGGGGGCAUAACCCACAUGCACAGGCAGGCGACAAAAACAAAUGCAUCUGCUUCGAUUUGUAUCAAAUGUCAAAGCAAUACUCUUGUUACCUCUCUUUCUCUCUGUCUCUCUAUCUCUGUCUCUCUUUCUCUCGCAAGCACCAGCACCCAAAACCAUGCAGUUGUGUCCCUUAUCAUACAAUACAGCACACAGUUUAAUUCUUGUUGUCCAUACGGUAAUUAGCAUGCUAAUUCAUAUGACGAUCGUGCUAGCAGACUGCAAACAGAAAUAGCCGAUGAAAUGGAAAUAAAGUUUGUAUGUUUAUGUUUCCCUGUUAAUCCAUUCAUUUCUUUUCACCCUCUCCCUUCUCUCACUCUGUGUCUCCAUAUCUUGUUCUCUCUAUAUUUUUUCUUCGUAAUAACUUGAAAGAAUGAGUCUUUGAACCUGAAAACUAGCAAUUCUGAAAAUCUUGGACUUUUACAGGUUCUCAAAACGUUUUCUUUCUUUCCAUACUGCAAUUGAAAAAAAUUUGGAUGCAUUUGUUAAUGAAGGGCAUAAUAUUGACAUCUCUGUUUACCUGUUUGCCUGACAUGAUCUCAGUAAGGUCACUACUACAAGAAUCAUGUUGCAGUCUAUACGCCGCUCCCUGGGGCCCCGUCACGUGUUACAUACAAAUCAUUUGCAAUAUGUCCUGCCUGGAAAGUAUGCUGGAACUGUUUGAUGCUGAUUGCUGGAAAAAUUGUUAAUUAAAAUUAACACUUUCGAUAACGAUUUUUUGCUUUAUUUUAAACCAAGGUGAUGAGAGGUAUUCCACAUUUAUCGUCGUCAGUAGAUGUUAAGUAAAGCAUUUUAAAAAAUACAACAUGUUUUAAUGUU